Messenger RNA from Gasterosteus aculeatus aculeatus (three-spined stickleback), 1548 nucleotides. The record is from RefSeq and is a predicted model, not a curated record. Lineage: Eukaryota; Metazoa; Chordata; Actinopteri; Perciformes; Gasterosteidae.
GAAAUGAAGCAUUUUUGAACAGAAAUGUUUUUCAUUGUCUGUUUCAAUGUAUCAGUCUCUGAAAUCUUGGGCUUUUCAGUUCAAUCACGAUAUAGAAUCAGACCAGAAGCUCAAAUAUUUAGGAAUCCUUGUUUUGCUGUAAAAAACGUUCAAAAGUAAAACUAUAAAAGGAUCUAAAAAAAAGAUUCCCCUUCACUUAAGUGUUAUUUCCUGGUUCUGAGGGCUCUAAAAUCUGUUGAUGGUGCAGACAGAAGUGCGCCUGUAGGUAAGCCUCUGAGCGCCUCGCUCCAUUAGUCUGUGAGGGCCUUGGACCGGAGCCCAGGAUGAAGGACCGUAAUCAUAACGCGACGGGAGGUUCUUCCCCUCCUGACGCGCCGCCUCCUCUUUGGCUCCGCGGGUCUCUAAUUAUCUGAUUAUUCCUGCGCGCCGCUGCCAGAGGCUGCGUUGCAUCUCCACGCUUUAUUAAGUCGGGACUCAGCAGAUCCUCCAGAGAGAAACGUCUCCACUGCAGGACGGGAGGCGGCACGCAGAGGAGGAGAAGAGAUGCUGACUCAGCUGGUUUUGGGAUGGACUGCCUUGCUCAGCAGCCUGCGGCAGCCGGCUGUUGACACGAGAUUUCUAUCCGGCAGGGGGUCCUUUCCAAAAUGUGAAGUCUUCCCUCCUCCGCCCCCCCCACCGCCUGCGUUUCCUUCAGUCCGACAGGAAGCAGCACUGAUGCUUGAUGUGACCGAACACAUCACAGGAGCCAAAGGGGAGAAGGGCUGCAGAGGACCCAGAGGAGCCAAGGGGAAGCCCGGUGUGACCGGUCCAGAGGCAGAACCUGGAGCACAGGGACCCAUGGGAGAGCCGGGUCAAAAGGGGGACAAGGGGGGCCGAGGCUGGAGGGGCCUUUGUGGAGACGUAGGAGCGGCCGGGCUGAUAAAGGGCAGCAAGGGGCUUCGGGGAUUCAGAGGGGAUAAAGGCGUGAGAGGAAACACCGGACCCGGCGGCCAGAAGGGCGAGGGGGGCGGGGCCGCGGCGCCAGGCCAGAAGGGCGAUCCGGGCCGGUGGGGAGACGCAGGGCCGCGGGGCGAACAAGGACCAAGAGGAGAGCCUGGCGGCAGAGGAACGCCGGGGUUGGAGGGAUCUGGUGGACCUGCAGGAGGGCCGGGGCACCCCGGUCCCGCGGGGCUCUCGGGUCCCACCGGAGAGCCUGGACUACCUGGACAAGUGUUCGUCCUUGCAGGCCUGCAGGGACACACGGGACGCCGAGGUCCUUCAGCAGAAUGCAGCUGUUCACUGGUUAGAACCCCAGAGCCAACGGUCCAGACGAUCUUCGUCGCUGGCGGGGAGCGGCAGAUGAGGAGGCUGCGGGCGGAGAAUGUGAUGGUGCUGCGGACCGACAGGGGAGCUCUCUACAUCUACUCCGACUCCCAGUGGAUCAGCGUGCUGGUAAGAAGCGGCCCCGCCCACAACAGGGAAGGCGUGGUUAUGGCCGACGCGGUGACUUCAUCCCUUCUCUGUUUCGGUCCAGGAGGACCGCGGGCGUUGACCCCCCCCCCCCGCUGA